AUGAAGUUUUCUUUAUCCUCUCUUUUACUUUUUGGCCUCAUGGCUGCCACUUGUACAUUGGCUUCGCCUAUAUUUGAGGAUUCUACUUCGGUUUCCCACUUCAUUGAUAGAAAAGAAGGUUUUUCUGAUCAUACUCUUGCAAAUUAUGAUGAAAACAAGGAUUCUGAUAUUUCAAAUACACAUUUUAAUGGCGAAUAUACUACAGGUAUUCAUAGUUUGACAGAGCGUGAUGUCAAGUACCCAGUCCAGCCAGAUGCUGCCCUUGUUGCUAAGAUCAUGGUCACUUUAAAAGCUGAGCUCUAUGUCAAAGUCUUUGCUUCUAUCACUGCCAGUUUCUGUGAGAAGGUUUCGGCUUCUAUUAGCGCCAAGGCCUCUUUACUUGGUGGGCUAAUUUCUGUAGGUGAUGUCCAACUCAAGCUUAUUCAAUCCGCUGUUAUCAAAAAAUUGCAAGCCAGUUUCGAUGCUGAAUUGAAAGCCAAAAUUCAAGUGGCCAUCUAUGCAGAGCUUGAAGUCCUUCUUAAGCAGCUCCUUGGUUCUUCUCCUCUUGAUGAAGUUAAGUUUUUAGAGAAAUUGACCGAGUUCGAAAUCAAGGCCCAGGCUCUUGUCAUUGCUCAGCUCCCAAAGAUCAGUGCUGCUUUGGCCGUUGAAGCCAAGGCCCAGCUUGAAGCUGCUAUUAAGGAUGUCGAAGUCAAUCUUCCUUUACUUGCCAAGGCUACUAUCAGUGCUAGUAUCAACGUCGAAGCUGCACUGAAAGUUAUUAUUGCUGUUGCUCUUGAAAUUGCUGCCAAGCUUGACGUCAAGGUGAUUGUUGAUGCUAUUCUCAAGUCCUUAUAA
Molecule: messenger RNA, 834 nt
Organism: Mucor mucedo
Lineage: Eukaryota; Fungi; Mucoromycota; Mucoromycetes; Mucorales; Mucoraceae
Exons: 2
Coding region: 1-834 (277 amino acids)
Source: RefSeq, a predicted model, not a curated record